Messenger RNA from Meriones unguiculatus (Mongolian gerbil), 1491 nucleotides. It is a transcript of the gene Ccnb1, whose product is annotated as cyclin B1. The record is from RefSeq and is a predicted model, not a curated record. Lineage: Eukaryota; Metazoa; Chordata; Mammalia; Rodentia; Muridae. Gene Ontology annotation, biological process: mitotic metaphase chromosome alignment; regulation of cyclin-dependent protein serine/threonine kinase activity; mitotic cell cycle phase transition. Gene Ontology annotation, cellular component: nucleus; mitochondrial matrix; cytoplasm. Bases 113 to 1387 code for a protein of 424 amino acids. Gene Ontology annotation, molecular function: cyclin-dependent protein serine/threonine kinase regulator activity. The transcript is spliced from 9 exons.
GCAGGCUCCUCCCGGCGUGCUCCGGAGGAACGGCUGUCGGUUUCUGUCCGUGGCCAGCCAGGGGCCGGGGUGUCCUGCUUCUGGUCGCCGAGCCCCCACUCCAGGAAGAGCCAUGGCGCUCAGGGUCACUAGGAAUUCGAAAAUUAACACUGAAAAUAAGGCCAAGGUCAGCAUGGCAGGCGCCAAGCGAGUGCCUGUGGCAUUUGCUGCAGCCUCCAAGCCCGGACUGAGACCCAGAACCGCGCUUGGAGACAUUGGUAACAAAGUCAGCGAGCAGGUACAGACAAGCAUGCCUCUGAAAAAGGAAGCAAAAACUUCAGCUGCUGGAAAAGUUACUGCUAAAAUCAUACCAAAACCUGUGGAGAAGGCGCCAGUGUGUGAGCCAGAGGUGGAACUUGCUGACCCUGAACCUGUUAUGGAAGAAAAGCUUUCUCCCGAACCUAUUUUGGUUGAUAAUCCCUCUCCAAGCCCAAUGGAAACUUCUGGAUGUGCACCUGCAGAAGAAUAUCUGUGCCAGGCUUUCUCUGACGUCAUUCUUGCAGUGAGUGAUGUGGAUGCAGAUGACGGAGCUGAUCCGAACCUCUGUAGCGAAUAUGUGAAAGAUAUAUACACUUACCUCAGACAGCUGGAGGAAGAGCAGUCAGUUAGACCAAAAUACUUACUGGGUCGUGAAGUCACUGGAAAUAUGAGAGCCAUCCUCAUUGACUGGCUAGUACAGGUUCAGAUGAAAUUUAGGCUGCUGCAGGAGACCAUGUAUAUGACUGUUUCCAUUAUUGAUCGGUUUAUGCAGAACAAUUGUGUGCCCAAGAAGAUGCUCCAGCUGGUUGGUGUGACUGCCAUGUUUAUUGCAAGCAAAUAUGAAGAAAUGUACCCACCAGAAAUCGGUGACUUCGCUUUUGUGACUAACAACACCUACACGAAGCACCAGAUCAGACAAAUGGAAAUGAAGAUUCUAAGAGUUUUAAACUUCAGUCUGGGUCGCCCUUUGCCUCUACACUUCCUCCGUAGAGCCUCUAAAAUUGGAGAGGUUGAUGUUGAGCAGCAUACUUUGGCCAAAUACCUCAUGGAGCUCACCAUGCUGGAUUAUGACAUGGUACACUUUGCUCCUUCUCAAAUUGCAGCUGGGGCUUUCUGCUUAGCACUGAAAAUCCUUGACAACGGUGAAUGGACACCAACUCUGCAGCACUACCUCUCCUACACUGAAGACUCUCUCCUUCCUGUUAUGCAGCACAUGGCUAAGAACAUAGUCAUGGUGAACCAAGGCCUUACAAAACACAUGACUAUUAAGAACAAGUAUGCAACAUCUAAGCAUGCUAAGAUCAGCACUCUGGCACAGCUGAAUUGUACACUAAUUCAAAAUUUGUCCAAGGCUGUGAAAAAGGCGUAAUAGCUCAAAUGGACUACUCCAUCUGCAAAUGCAAUUGGCACCAUGUGCCACCUGUACAUAGUAUACGUGCUCUUCAAUAAAGACUUUUUACUUUCCAUAGCUCA